Porites evermanni is the source of this 18391-nucleotide messenger RNA. The record is from the annotation of a GenBank genome assembly. NCBI's taxonomy places the organism in Eukaryota, Metazoa, Cnidaria, Anthozoa, Scleractinia, Poritidae.
GUUCCAAGCGAGAUCAUAGCAAGAGGUCCAAGAGCAAAACGUGCCUAUUUAAAUGCUUUAAAGACUGGAAAAGUGAAGGUUUACCGAGCACGAAUUAUGCUCAUAGGUCAAGAUCGUGCAGGGAAGACAAGUUUGAAGAAGUCCUUCUUAGGUCUGCCAUUUGACUCUGAGGAAGAAAGUACUGACGGAAUUGAAGUUGAUCCAUCGAAAUUCGAAGUAAAUACUGAUCUAGCAGAAAACUGGAAACGCACCGAUGAAAAGUUUGGAGUGUCUCAAUUUGCUCCCGAUCUUGCGAAGAGGGUAGCUAGGGAUCUCCAAGAAAUUGGUGGUGAAGGAGAUGAGAGAAAAAAUGACAAAGAAAAUGAAGUUGAAGAAAGAGGAGAGAUCAAUCUAAAACAGGUAAACCCAAGCAGACAAGUGAAAUAGGUCAGAGUGUUAGCCAAGAAGCAACUCAAGGCUAACAAACCAAAAAAACAUCAACAGCAAAAGAAGGGGAAAGAGGGGGAUGGCGAGAUAGAGAAACAAACACAGAACUUUCACGUAAUGUAUGUAACGUCACAAACAAAAAAAAACAUUCUUGAAGAAACUGUGCAAAAUUUCCCUGCUUGCAGAGGUUCCUUAUUGGCAGAGUAAAAUAUAAAGGGGAAUGAGAUACAUUCUCGACCCCAGCGCUUACGGGUUUGGGAAUGCGCACGUAAGCUCUGGGAAACUGCGCCGGAGUAGCCAAAAUCUCUGGCUGUUUGGGCCUCACAGCGCAUGCUCUUUGAUCCAACCAAAACUUUUUGCUUCUUUCAAUCUCGACCCAGAGCCCUUCUGCGCAUGUAGAGAAGAGACAUCAAGAGCUCUGGGGAACCCCGGCGCAAGAUUGUCUCUAAUUGGUUUCAGCGAAAAACAAUGGUAGUCUUUACACUAGAGCCUAAACAAGCUAAGAAAUAUUUUAAGACAAGUAAAUUUUAAUUACUUCAAGUAAAAUAAAGCUUCACACACAACUUAUUCUUUUGUACUACAGGUUAUUUUCCCACGCAACAAAAUUAAGAUUGAUUGACAUGUCUCGCCUUUCUCAAAUCAAGAAACCGCAAAACCGCAAGUCAGCUAAGUCGGUCAUAAGGAUGGUUUUCAAGUCGCUUGAAACUUUCUUGAAUCGUUUCAACUUUCCGACUUUAAUGAGAUGCAAAGCAAAGUUACUAGAGAUGCAAAGCAAAGUUACUAGAGAUUUUACUUGGGCCUUCAAACACCAAUUUUUGGUUAAGUAAAACUUAGCGGCUCCUAAGUCUUAACAGCCUAGUGUAAAGACAACCAUUAAUAUAAGUGUUUCUGAUCGGUCCAUUCAAGUUUGCGCGAGAACGGUUGAACGUGCGGCGUGUCUGGCGUGUGAGCGGGUUUUUCCCUAGAAAUGUUGAAGCAAACACGACCGGCCGAUUAUUGAUUUCAGCGAUUCCAAAACAACAUUUGCACGGCUAAUUAGGCAUAAUUACUGGAUUUUCCAAUUUUCAAAUGAAAUAGCUUUGCUACAUAUCGAAAAUUGAACCAGAAAAAGAUUUGAGUGUGAAAAAAUAAAAUAAAAAUUCACCGACAUCUUUGCCAGCUAUAAUUUAAGAAGCAUGAGACAUAACUGAUUUUUCUUUGACUUCCACGUUAUCGUAUUCACACGAAGUAGCCGAGUAUUUUAGUUGACAAAUAAAAGUUUACCGGUUGGGAAAAGUAUCACGUCUUUUGAAAUAACCAUGUCACUUGCAGAGAUAUCAGUUACUUUAUAUGUUUGUCGCUAAGCUUAGAAAUGAAUGAUCGAAAUGCAAAACUUGUAAACUCGCAGAGCUCAUGGAGGCCAUAAAAACUGUGGGCUCAGUGAUUUCCAGCUUACACUCAAAAGGGUACGCGCAUUGCCGAUCGAUUCGGAAAUAAAAUCGGUUUUCAAAACAAAACAGUUUCGACCGCGUUGGGGGCCGGUAGAGGUCUCUUUCAUUCCUUUCAUUUUUUCUCUUGUCAUGAUAGGCCUUUGAUAGUUGGGAAGUGUGUAAGAUUUUGGGCCCUAGUGGCUCUUAAUAAAUUAUUUAUGAGUUAAGAGGUCUAACACGUCCUUAUACGCUGAGGGUGCUUACUGUGUUAAAAAAAGAAUUUUCUAUUCAGAAUUAGUCUGGGCGAAACGCUAUUGAAAGAGAUGAUUUGCGCAAACUAAGGGUUAGUUACCAUAACAACUCACCAGCUAUGACCCAGGAUUACCGCUAAGCCAGCUUCGAACAACUCAGCUCUGUUAAGUGGAGAAUGGUCCCUUAAUAGAGUGCAAAUUUAAUGUGUUCGUCUUUAUCGGCACAUUUUGUAGGCUGGUUUUGACGCUCCUGAAAAACUUCAGGGACAGGAAACAAAUGUGAAGCCAUUGAUGGAAGAGAAACCAGCCUUGUUUAAGACUCAAGUGGAUCAGGUCAGUUUAAAUUCCCCUCUAUGUACGUGUGGCAAGCCUUUAUUUUUUUGUUGCAGGAGACGGGCAGAAGGGAGACACACCGUGGGAACGAGGUUGUAAACAUUACAGAUCACUGUUCCACCCUCAGAGGAAAUUCUUUACUUAAGUGAGGAUCUAUUGUCCCAAUUCUUUUUCAUGGACUUCUGUUCUGGCAUUCUUCCUUAUUAACAAGCGUAUUUAUUCAAUUCAGCGCGCAACUUCGAAUAGGCCAACUCAAAUAAAAGCGCCCACCCUAUAGGCAGGAAAAGCUAAUAAGCGACAAGCCUCGAAUAAGCACCCACCCCUCCUACAACUUCCGACCAAAAAAUAAUUGACCUUACCGAAAAUGAGAUUGAAAUAGGCUGUGUUCUACUAGAGACUUACCUGAAGACCGAGUUUUCUUAGUAUUUUGAAGAAACUUUCCAGGAACAGUUUAAAUUUUUCUUAGUCGAAACAUUGUCACAUUUUGUUGCAACAUAAAAUUCCUAUUGCUGAAAAUUGUGAAAAUUUAAUAAGUGCCCAGCCUCAAAGAAGCGGCCACCUCGAAUAAGCGACCACUCUCAAGGUCCAAAAGCUAAAUAAGCCCCCAGGGCGCCUUAUCGAAUGUAUACGUUAUAAGGAUAAUUGAGGAUCAACCCCUUUUUAAUAACCGCUCGUUUGGAUCCACGUACCGCUUGCGACGUUAUGGUCUAAUUAAAAGCGGUCAUAAACAACGUUGUUCGCCAAACGUCUGCAGGGGGCAAGGUCUUUCGAACUAUACCUAAGUGAGCGUGAUUCAUUCAAACAGAGCAGCGAAAAAAAAUAAAUGUUUGUAACCAACAACUGACUAUAUCAUGGUAAACUGACAGCUUCAGUAAUACGUUUAAACCAGUUAACUUUAUUUUACAAGUAAAAUAUCAUUUAACAACUUAGUAGCUUACUAUUUUUAAGGAAAAUACACAAUCUUUGGUAGUAAAUGGGACUAUAGGUUGUUGGAUGCACUCUGAAGUAAAACAAGGGUGGCAGCAACUCAUCCCACAAAGUGCAUGCAAUAAGGUUGGCAGCAAAACACCCUAAUGGGGGUGGGAAGCCACAAACUCUGAGCUAGCAAUGACCAAUGCAGUAAGGGUGUGGCAGCAACACACUCUGCACUGUAAUAGUCGCAGAGAGAGUUUCGACUGUAUUUGAAGUAGUUACUGUUAAAAAAGUAGCAUUUUAACCUUUUUUAAAACCGUUUUAGGGCUCAUCAGGAGAAUCCGACGUUAGAGAAGAAACAAAUACAGCCAUCUUAACUGACCUAAAAAUCGAUCCCAGUUUGCCUCCAAAAGAAUUUACGGAUCAUCUUGUUCAACGUUUCAAAAACGUGAACAAUCAAAGUGAUACAACAGUAGUCGAACAGUACUACACCCUUGAUCUCUGGGACUUCGCCGGUCAACAUCUUUACUAUGCGUCUUACCCAGUUUUUUUAUCGACGCGAGCAGUUUAUAUACUUGUGCACGAUCUCAGUAAAAAAUUAGACGACACUGCUCAGCCUUGUUUUAAACAGGGAAUUCGGAAAAUUCUACUUAGUAAUCCAAAUAAGGAAACAAAUUUAGAAAGUUUGUUGUCAUGGCUGGUUUCUCUAAGGACUAUGUGCUCAGUAAAAGAGGAAGAUCUGCCGUACUGUCGCCCUCCAGUAUUUAUCGUAGGAACACAUGCAGAUAAACCCUAUCAAGACUUCAAGGAGGUUGAAUCGCAGAUUCAGCGGGAAAUUUCUGGAAAGGACUACGAACGUCACGUGAUCCGUCCACUCUUCUCUGUCGAUAAUACCCAAGGUUCAUCUGAUGAGGGAGUUGUCUCACUUAAGAAACGAGUGAGUGAAGUGUUAAAACAAGAACCAUAUAUGGGAGAAGAAGUGCCAAUUAGGUAAGUAUUUUAGUCAAGAAAAACUCUGCUCCUUAUUAGUUAUUGAAGAUUAUACUUAAAGGUUAUGCAAUAUAGUUCUUAAUAAACUAGUAAUAGUUGACACUACAGCUGCCCCCGUUCUGUAUAUUGUCGGUCAAUAGUAUUCUUGCUGGUUGUGUAGCUCUUUGAAAUAUACCGAUUGCUAAUGAAGAUUAUCACACAUUCCAUACAACAGGUGAGAUAAAUAUACAGGAAACGCAAGGUUCCAUGCACAGUUUCAUCUUGAUUUACACAGCUUUGAUCAAAACAUUCUCAGUUUCGAGAACUGAGUUUAUUCUAAACCAUUUGAAACUUUAUAACGGAAGGACAUCUGUGAGCAGGGAAUAAGUCAGCACAGAAUUUGAUUGUCGGCGAAUUUCUGUAAUUGUCCAUCAAUCUGCUAGUGAUAAGCUAGCCGUUGUUCACUCGUCUUGCUUGUUUGGGGCUGAGUCUUAUUCCGGUCAAAGAGAGAGAAAGUGUGUCUGGCAAGGUUUCCAAUAUAAAUCAAAGAUUUGUGAACUCGUGUCUGGCAAACUCUCCAAGUGUUUAUAUAUACACAGUUAAACGCUCCUCAUAACCUCAUCUGCGCUUAACGAGUGUCUUUUGGUCCAUAACUUUCAAAACAACUGCUCCUCAGAAUGUCACUGCGGAACGCAAAAGAGUAUCGAAGUAUGACUGCACAAUAAAUGUCACAAAAUCUACCUGAGCGGUCCCUUCGGGAUUUUCUGUCUUUACGUCAUCCUAACCGUUUCGUACUUGCGGGCGCAAACAAUAGAAACGUCAUCAUUACCUACCGAUUCCUCGCGGCCCCUGUUCGAGCAAAUCGAGAUUUUUUCUAGUAUACUGACUGUAUAUUUGAACUGUAAGUACUUUCCUUAAUAUACGCGCGAGUUACUGGGGUGCCCCCUCGGGAUUUCGCCUCUGGGCGAAAUCCCUGCGGGGGCAAUAAUUUUUUAAAAUAAAGUUAUCGUUUGUCUUAUAUUGUAGUCACUUGAGUUGGUCGCGGCGUUUCGAAUACCUUCUGGUUGUGUUCUCUAGCCAGCGAGGUCGAAUGAUUACACAGAGUUUUUACCAUUUUCAUGGGAAACUGAUCGGUUCACGGUUUGGGCAAAUGGUAAGCAAAAUUCAGGACUGGUACAUUUCAUCCCGGAAUCGCGUUUACCAUUUGUACAAAUCAUUUCCACUACCAAAAAACGGCCACGAAGCCUGAAACUGGUAUCAAAGAUGGCUUUGAAGAAAUGGAACACGAAUUUCCGUUUUGAGCAUUCUGUCCGGAAAAAAUAUGUUCCGUUGCUCCCGGAAAUUUUCCGCUGGGACGACCCAAAAAGUCGUGUUCCAUUUACUUUCCAACCAGGUUUUCCGGAAACUUUUUGUGAAUGGUGAACAGCCACAUUGCACUUUCUGACAUUAGGCAACUAGAACUGGGUAAACUUAUGUUUUCUUUUUGCCAUUCUCGCUUCUGCUAGUAGAGUAUAAAUAUUACUUUUCUUAACAAGGAAGUCCAUACUGUGACACUAAAUGCACGAAUGAUUUUCACCUUCCUUUCUGUAGUACCAAUCCGCACUUCGUAAAAUUUCUGUGAGUUUCCAAGGACCAUCUUAUCAUAACUCUUUAGGAAGUGAGAUCAAAGAUUCUACCUAAACUUCGUAAGCAUUUCUAUGAAAACUAAUAAUUAUAAAUUUAUAAACCUUGUAAAUAGUUUCUGUUUUUUUCACAGUGUCCCAUUGUUUAGGGUAUUUGUUUGUUACUAUACUUCAUAUUUAUACAUAUUUAUAUUAGUUAUUCACUUUCUAUCAAUUUCAUUUAAUUAUUCAGUUUACGCUCAAUCCUGGCCUUGUAAACUUACACAUUUUUACUCUGAGGGAGCCCAAUAUCUAUGAGCCUUAAUUUUUAUGGUUUCUUUUUUGGGCUUCCUCACCACAUAUUCUGUGUAUUUCUGUAUUCUCGUCUUUCGUUUUUUGUGGUGAAAUAAUUAAAACUAAAACUGCCAUAUGGAACACAAUGUUCGCGCGGUUGUGUUUCCUGCGUGACGCGGAGAAUUAGUUCCCUCGGCGGUCCGUUUAUUUGCCAUCCUCUUUUUGCCGUUUCCUAACCGUGAACAUCAACGCAUUUCAAUUCCGCUAUCCCUGUUCAUUUUCUGUUGAUGGUAUUAAGGUGAAGUCUCAUGAUGUGGAUAGCUUCCUUCACGCUACGGUAGUAUUAUAUCAGUGGGUCUCGAUGUAUACGCUUUAUCUCGUUCUGUUGCAUAUAAUGGCCAGACGUUUCCGGCUUAACAAGACGGUCUCGUGAUCUACAGGAUUUCCUGUGAGUGCGUCAAAGUCUACAUCGGGGAAACAGGGAGGAGAAACUAAGACAGCACGAAGGAAACGAUUCAUCCGUACCAGUCCUCCGACAUAGCUAAACCCAGCCUUUUUCCGCUUUAGAACGACGUUAAGUCUAUCAGUCAGAUGUUGGCCCUAGGACCUUCGGUACAAACCUGGUUUGAUAGGGUGGUAUACCGCUUAGCCCAUGUUAUAGAAUAAAAUGAAUUGAACGAGUAUUUUAAAGAAACUUGGUCAUUACCUAUUUAUCUAUCAGAAUACAGACGCGAGUAGUAGAUAAGGCACCGAAUUAACCUUUUCUUCGCGGGGGAAUUCCAUUAACUUUCGGGGGAAUACAUUAACGCCGAUGACGUCAUGCAUCUCAUUAAGAUAGGAUGAUGUCAUACUUUAAAUUAAUGCCGAUGACGUGACGCACGCGUUCUGAUAGGAAACUAAACUUCAGAAAGCAACGCGUCUCUUUUAUAGAAACAAACCAAGGCCAAACGAACUUUAAGAGUGUUUUAUUGCUGACUUGAAAAUAAUAACAAUAAUAGUAAACUGAUACAAUAAAUAAAAUCUGAAAUUUGAAAUACCAAUUACUAAUUUACGAUCAAAACGUUUUUAAUUAGGCACUGUUAUUUGUGGUUACACUGAUAAGAUGAUGAUUCCAAUGUUGAGAGCUGUUGCGUGAUUAGCGACGCGCGACACCCACGCGUGUGUUUGAGAAAAUAAAGAUACAUGACUAGGAAUGGCCCGUUUGUCUCCUUUUGUCCCUUUUGGCCAUGUUUUGGCCUUUCAGGCCUGGUUAUGGCCUUUCUGGCCUGUGUUUGGCCUUUCUGACACUCUAUAUAACCUGACUAUUUGCGAAAAAGAUGUCAUUUGUGUUCAUCCAUCGAACUGUCAACAUGGUUUACAAGAGAGUUUGCAGAAACUGUCCUAUUUCAUCGUGUGGGGCGAAGUAUCUUGUCAGAUUAGCUAACCAUCUCGCGGAUGUUCAUCAGUUAGACCACAUACAGCGAAGACAGUAUUUACAAGAGGCGAAACUGCAACCUAAAGUUAAAGUCGUCCUUUACGAAAGUGAAGCGGAUAACUCCGGAAAAAAUCACUCAACUAGUACUCGCAAUCCAAUACAGACACAAGAAACGGUGUGCGAACUGUCAAGAUCACGAAGAAAUGAAGCCUCUUUUGAAGCAAAAACUAAACGACCGACUACAAAGUACAAGACAAAACGCAAGAAACAAAGAAAGUCGAACUCUUGGCUUCGACGCCAUAGGAAAAUUGUGUAGACACGGAAGGAUUAGUUAUUAUUCCUCGCAAUGGAACGGAAAAAACUGAUUUGUAAUAGUCAGUCAAAGGAUUAAUUUUCAUUCCUUUUCCUUUCAAAUCGCUGUGUAUUUGACUCUUUUUGUUAUUGACUUUUAAUAAAGUUUUCAAAAACGGUAUCUCUCUUGUGGUUUUAUUUUUUUAUUUUUCUUAUUAUUAGUCUCGUGUUCAAAUUGAUCCUUUUUAAGUUAUUUAAAAUUGUUUAUAUAAUAAUACGUCAAGGUGCUCCCUUGGGUCUAGCUAUAGAGAUCAACUAAUUUGUAUUCAACUUUGGGCUUGUGACCUCGCAUAAUUAACUGACUAACGGCGCGCAAGAUCAUAAGCUCAUCAAGCGCUGAGACUUCGAUAGAUAGUCGUUUCCUCGAGAUGGAACGAAGAAAACGCUUUUGUAAUGGUGAGUCAAAAUUGAAAUAGAGAGUUUUCAGCUCCACUUUUUGUAUGUGUGUGUUUGUGUUUUGUUAAUAUAUCCGAUUUUUAGCGCUAAAUAAGAAGACAUGUGUUGCUAGGAGAUCGAACCUCUUAUUCCUAUGUUUUUUUAAAUAGACGUUCCACUCAUUCGUUACUAGAAUGGAGUUUAUUCAAGAACCAAAGUUAGGGUUUACUUUAGGACCUCCUGUUGUUUUCUAUAGAAUUUUUAUAUCCUGUGCAGCUGCCUGUGCAUACUUUCUACAGAGGCAGGUCAACAAAGGUUGACAUUUUUGCUUGAUAGGCAGUUUUUCGCUUCGCUGCGCUUCGACCUCGUUUUCAUGAUUUGCCUGAAAAAUUAGUACGAUUUCGCAUUCGCUUAACCUCCUUUUCUCUUCUUUUGAAGUAAAGAUUUUUUAGUUAACCUCGGUGUCCUAGUUUUGUUUAUAACCGAGUUUUAGUGAAAGAAAUUUAAUGAUUAAAGAUUUUUCAUUUAGUAUAAUCUGCAAAGAUAACGCGUUCAAAAUUUGCCCGCUUUUAUUUUGAACACAUAACAGUUUCUACAAUAUCUAAUAAGAAAACUAUCGCAAAUAGCUGAUUAUAUAAAAAAAUCACUUUUCUGUUUAUAGAUUAUGAUCUCAACAUUUUUUUGAUGACGUCAACUCUAGAAAAUUCUGAUGUCACUUGCUCCUUGCCAGCUACAAAUAAAUUAUGACAUCAUCCUAUCUAUAUGAUAAGCAUGACGUCAGCCAGCUAAAAAUAAACUAUGACAUCAUCCUAUCUUAAUGGCAUAUCCAUCGACGACACCCUCCGUAGUCUUCGAACUUUAGCUCCUUCACCGUAAUUAUAAAAAAGAAUACAAAUGGAAAACUCAUCUAUGAAAUGUUAAUUUGGAUAAAAGAAAGAAAAAAAGACUCCCCGUAAGAAUACACUAACACGCAUUAAUUAUGCAAUCAAACAUCGUACUACAAAAAGUUUUACAUUUUAACAUAUUUGCCAUCGAUAUACAGUUUGUCGGGCUCAGAUUUGCUAAAAUUUGCACGCUUGCCCUCUUGUCUAGCCUUCUUUAAUUUGUUCAUUUGGGCUUUUCUCAAAUCAUGUAGUUCUUUUGGAAAAUCUUCGUACAUCUUGUAACCAGUAUCUUUAAGCUUGUGGCCGCAUUUAAAAACACGUUCCCUGUCCGAGAAUCUCAGAAAACGAGCUAUGAUGGUUCGACUGCCAUUUCCAUAUUCGCUCUUCGGUUUGCCAAUCCUAUGUACUCGCUGGAGUUCCAUAUCCUUGGCGUCUUCAAUCCCAAGGACAUUUUCCAUAAAGUUAGCUAAGACUUCUUUCGUGUCCUCCUUCGAUGUUGCAUUCUGUUGACCGGACGAUUUUGGUAAUUCAGGAAUUCCUUCGAACUUUAAAUUCUCUCUGCGGCUGUACGCUUCGAGAUACAGAAUUUGUUUACGACAGGCACUAAUUUCAUCUUUUCUUUCUUCCACCAUCUCCUGAAGCUCUUUAAUGUGGCUGUCUACAAAUUUGGAAUUGCUCUCUACAUGUGUGAAUUUUUGAUCAAGACUCUUCUGCUUAUCUUUAAUUGAAACAACAUCUAUUUCGAGAGAGGAAACUUUGCCUUGUAAACCUUUGACAGUUUUGUUCAAUUCCUCCAUCUUCGAGUCUAGUUUGCUGAGCCUUUCUAAAAUUAGGUCCAGUUUCUUUGUAACACCUUCUGUGAGAUUCAGAGCCACCAUUGUUUGGUCUUCGUCAUCUGAGAUCUUCGAGUCAGGAGAGUACGAAUGUCUCAACUUUUUUCCUUCGGGUGACAAUUCUUCUGAGCUGCUAGAUGUAGCAAGAUUUCUCGAUUUUCUUUUUGGGGUUAUAUAAACACUGGAAACUUCCAUAGACGACCAAACAAAUCUACGAUGAGCGGAGCGUUGCGAAACACGUCCUACAUCUCCAACAGUCUCCCCAGUCUCCAAUCAGUUUCAUCACUGAUAGCCUCGUUUAUUCUUCAGUGCGUAGCACAUUCAGCGAACAUUGAAUGUUAGGGAAGAAAACGAAAACAAAACUCGAUACCUUCAAUAUCAGUGAUUGCACAAUGCCACAUUGUCCAAUUUGCACCGGCAGAGGAUCAGGUCCUGUGUCAACGGGUUGGAUUGCUUGGAUUUUCUUUGCUUUUAAGUCACCCGGUAGGAGAUCAAGGGUUCAGUUAUUACUCUUUAACACCUUCUUUUAGCUUGUAUUUUUAUAUUUGGUUUUCAGAUGGUUCAACUUCGAGAAGGUUAUCAAAGCUUUGAUUGCUCAGGAAGUGUAUUUUUUAAACUUCGAACAACUUCAAGGUAUUAUCCAGAGAGUUUGCUUCAUUGAAGGCCAGGAUGAGGCUGCCACCAUGUUGGAUUUCUAUCAUGACCUCGGCAUGAUUGUCAGACACCGCAACACAGUUGUACUUUGGGCUCAAUGGCUUAUUGAGGUCUUCAGACAACUCAUAACUAUUCGUCCUUUUGACGAAAGGGUAAGUAAAACAUUUUUUUCAGCCUAAUUAUUUCAGCCUGGUUACAUAUAUUGCAGCAUAAUGAAUGACCUUCGUAGAAAACACCAUCCACCCCCUUUUAUAUCAGCUUUUGAUUAUCUUGAUUAUCUCUUAAAAAACCUUCAAUGACCUUACAGAUCUAGAGCUAAGCCUUAAAAGAUUUCCAGAUAGCAAGGCGAUAAUUAACUUUCAUAAUUAUUGUACUGUCGUGAAGGGGUUUCUUUGUUGAUACGCACGGCACGUCAGAAAUCUUAACUUGCACUUUAAACCCAUCACGUUUUCAAUGGCUAUAGGUGACUUGCGAGUUGUAGCUUAAUGUUUUGUCAAAAAGAAACAACCAAUGGCCACUUUAUUGGUUGGAAUCAGAGCCACCUUAAACUUGACAAACCAGGCAAUCUAAGGAUGGUGUCACGCCGUCGAAAAUGAAAUGUUUGUGGUCUUGUUCAUGACGUUAUCGAUCGCCCGCUAACUACCUAGGGAACUUAAGCAACAAUGACGGCGACGGGUACGAAAACGUCACUUAAGGUAAUUCCCUUGAAAUUGUUCUACUAUCAAACUCUUUUUGAAACUUGGCAUAAUCAACAUUCAUGAUAUGAACAUUAAAAAAAUGCAAUAAAAAAAUUGGGAUCACCGUGCUUGUUUACGCGUCAGCAGGCUCUUAAACUGGGAUAUUUUUACUAGUUGCACCUUAAAAAUUCAAUCCCCUUCUUACAGAAUUAAGUCGUUCUUACUUGAAACACAAAAAAUUUUACCUUAAACAUAAAACUUCUUUUAUUCAAAUAAGCAGUAUUGCUUCAUUUAAUUUGUUUUUGAUUGCCUGGUUGUGGGGAUAUUGCACUUUUUUGGACAGUUCCGUAGUUAGCUUGAAGUCCUCGCCUUGGCCCAAAUACACCAAAAACGAAACUAUUUCCCCCCAAAAAAUCAUGUUCUACCAUCAAACUGUUUUCUUCUUCAAAUAUGUUCGUUUUUAGACUGUUCUUAGCAAAUACCUUGGAAAAAAAUCGGGGGUCACCGUGCUUGUUUCCUCACAAACUGCUGUGAAAGGUGGUUUUGAGAUCGCAGUCAGGAUUGAUAAUUUGCGCGGCGGGGACUGGGGCGAGAUACAAAAUAACGCCCAUCGUGUUCGAAGUAUGCACUGGAGAUCAAGCUUGUUUUCUGUUGUUUUUAUGUGUUUGAUAUCGCCAACACAGAAAUUCAAACUUGAAAAGAGUGCAUUAAAUACCAAGGAAUGAGGAAAGUCAAAAUUUGAUGAGAUUUUGGAGUUAUGAAUCUUUAUUUUGGACUAUUUUGUAGCGCCGCUGUUCUGUUUAAUUCCAGUGAGUUAGGCUUCGAUUUUUUUGCUUUUGCACGAUAUAAAUGCUUGACAAAGAGACUUGAAGAAAAGACUUUUGAUUCCUAUUCUUCGUAUGUUCGCUUGUUUGGUUUCUAUACACAGCAAAACUUCGUGUUUACAUCAAAGACUGGUCUCCCUUGCGUGGUUCUGGUGCUACGGUGGGUCUUAUUUGUUCCAGAAAUAUUCGUCUCUCCACUCUCGGAGUUUGAACAACAUAUGUACAAUAGCGAUCCCAGGCGAGAUACUGGCUCGUUAAUGCAGUUGGAGAGCCGUAGAGCUGUCCCACAUGCUUCACAGUCGUCACAAUCCAAAGCCUAAGCCAGCACAUUUUAAUAAUUCCACAACUCGACGGCCGCGAAGUGAAAAACCACUGCAGACUUCUGGAUCACGCACAUUUCUUUCAUUUUCUUGUUUUCGAUGGCAAACCAGGAAGCUUUCAGCCGAUCUGCGGCAUCAUUAUUACGAAUUAGCUCUGCAAGAGCGGCCAUAGUUUGUUCUUUUUGCGCUAGUGGGAAGAACCGCUGCCAUCUUGGAUGUGGCAAUGUUAUGCACAGUAGAGGGUGCUCAGUGCAAAACAAGGCAUUUACUUAACUUACUUUACUUUGACUUAACAGGUGAAUUCGCGCUUAUUUCAUCUUGUUCAAUUCAUUGCUAAAUGUUCGCGAAUUUUUCUGGAGUUGAAUUCUAAGGGUCUGUAUUUCAGGCAAGAAAAAAGAAAGUUGCGCGUUGUCUUGUGUCCACGUCCUCCACAAAACGUGAAAUUAGACAUUUUCACUUGGUAGUCGUGCAACGACGGCAAAGAAACGUACAAAAAAGCGUGAUGUACGUGCAAAGUUGUUGCCAGUUUGCUUAUCUAGCCUUUUGUUUUUUUUUGCCGUUCUCGUUGCCGUCGCCGUCGUCGUUGCUUAAGCUCAAGAACAACGAAACCAAAAAUCCCUGCUAUACCACUGGCCCGCCUCUUAGCUCUAACUGGUAUUUCACAUAUGUGGCUUACAAUGCUUAUUUGUUGUCUCCUGAAACUCAAUAUUCUGCUGAUAUGUAGGCUCGAUUUCCGCCGUCUCUCGGGUCCGGUCUUAAUCCUCCCCGAAGAGAGACUCCUUCGGGGUAAUUAGUCCGGGCUCAUUUUCUCGAACAGCGGCUGGUAAUCGAGCCUAGCUGAUAUGAUGUAUUACAGUUAAUACAUGUUUGAUCUGACGCUUUAUCGUACCUCUCAAGUUAUUCAAGGACUUGUAUUUCUGAGACCUUUAUUGUUAAGAAUAUACCGCUACUUCACUGCAAAAAUAUUUAACUAAUCCAGUCUUGUUUUUGUGCUGGAUAUAUUGGCACCACGUGUUUCAGUCGUCUAUGUCUUUUGUGGUAGCGCCCAACAAAAAGGUUAAGAUCCUUCAGUUGUAUUAAGGACAGGGUCAUCUAAAAAACGUAAAAAACAUGAAAAAAUGAGUGGGGGUGGUCUAUCUCCGUAAAUGCAACAUAUUGACACGAAACCUACGUGAGAGCUUAAACGAGUUGCAAAGAUUAAGUUUGAUUGAAAGUUGUCGAGAUAAGGAUCACGUGACUCAUUGAGGUAUUUAAUUACCAUUUUUAACUUCAGGCCAUCUGUAGGAUAACUUAUGCGCACUUAUCUUUAGUUAACAAAUAACGCGCGACAAGUGUUUUGCAUAUCGGGAUGUGCACGAAACUAACUGGAAGGCAUGUCCAGGUUACGUGGUCAUUGAAAUGUGACGACUUUUCUGUCACGUGACAGCUAGAAAACAUUCAUCAAGGGUAGGCAUACCGCCAUUCCAGUUACAGUUGGAAAGUACCUUAGAUAGGUGAAAACAACACCAAUAAAAAUUCUCAAUAAUAGUUUUUUUACCCUGCUUGCAGAAUCCUUAAAGACAAAAUACGGAAGUGAAGCGUUACUUGGUCACGCAACACGUUACCAUGGUGACGUCAAUCUCAAAAUACUAUCUUCACAGGGGUAAUGCAAUGACCACGUCCCAGCCAUGCCACACAUUUUCUCUUGAAGAUAGAACACCCCCUUAUAUUUCAGAACAAAAAAUGACAGAUCCAGGCCUUAAUAUGCCUGAGUUAAUUCGAUCUUUAUAGGUGUCACAUUUUGUUGUUAUUUACUGAAGAAACGCCUUCCUCCGGGUUUGAUAGGUACCAAGACUUUCCAGGUUGUGGAACGAAAUGGAGGAUACAGGGGUCCUCAAGAUGGAGCUGGUUGAUCAUGUCUUCUCCAAGUGCUGCCAGCAGAAAGGCCUGAUCAAGGAGGAUAUCUUGAACAUGAUGGAGCAGUUCGGAUUGAUCGUCAAAUUUGCCACCUCGCCAACAAAUGAAAUGUACUUUGUACCCUGUCAACUGAAGAAACCACCUGAAUUCCUUUGUGAAAUUGAAUUAUCACGUUCAGAUCCAUGUCCUCUCUACCUCCAUUUCAAAUGGGGUUUUGUCCCUCACGGUCUUUUUUACCAGCUCGUGUCACGGUGUACUAGAUGGUACUCUGAGAGUGGUUUCAAGGAAACGCCACAUUUUUUUGAUGGGGCUGCCCGGUUUUUCAUAGGGAAGAAGUCCUUUCACCAGUUCAUUCUUUUAUGCAGGAAAAGAUUCAUCAAGAUCAUCUUGACGCAACCGAAGGGAAUUAAUCUUGAAGUAAACCAAGCAUCGUUCGCUGAAACAAACGAGGUGGCUAUUCUUGUUCGAAAGUUUUUGGAAGAGACAUUGCAGACCCUAAUACGUGAGCUGUCCUGGUUGAGAAACCUAAAGUGUGACUGGUGCGUCGCAUGUCCUGGCUGUCUGCGACAUGAACAGGUUUGUUCUAUCCACGAACAGAAGUGGUGUACUCACGAGGACUGUCUGUGCCUUCUGAAAGUAGAGGGGGGAAUACCGAGGCAUUGCCAAAAAAGACUUGAGAGGCCGACGCUACCCGGACUGGAAAAAUGGUUCUCACUAGAAGGUAACAGCAUUUCUGUGGGGGUGGGUAAGUGUCUUAUAACUGUACCUUAACACAUUUCAAUAUACACUGACAAUGUCAUGCAUGAUUCUCUCAUAAGAAAUUUCAUUAAUAUUUAUUACGUUUAUCUUUGUUGCUGAUCACCCUCCAAAUCCUCGUUUUUCUUUUAGGGAUUUUGACAUUUUUGAACAGAUUCACAAGUUUACAAUUCUGAAGCGAGUUUUGGCAAGAUUAUUUGGGCCGUAACUUUAAAAUCUAUUUAUAAGGCCAUUCAAAGGCCCAAAAGGCCAAACGGCCGGAGCUUAUCGCGGUUUUAUUAGCAUGAAGCACCUAGGAGUAUUGCUACUCCCCCCUGGACGGGAUGCUAGUCCAUCGCAGGGUUACCCCAGAGGUAUCAUCAUAAUGUCGCCGGUACCCAUUUAUACACCUGGGUGAAGAAAAAAGUGGAGUAAAGUUCCUUGUCUAAGGAAAAAACGCUACGGGCGAGGCUUGAAUCCCGGGGGCCUUUGGCUCGUGUGCGCCUUUACCUAUAGGGUCUUUCGAACCAUUUUCCGAACCAUUUUCACUAUGAAAGUACAUUGGAACCCACAACCCAAAACCUUCAGAACAAAGUAAAGUCGCGGAUUCCAUUGUCGUGUUAUAAGAACACUGACUUAAAAGGAAAUCUUGGUCCAAAACUGUGAUAAAGAUGUCGGGUUUCUUAAGGGUGAACUUUUUUCAUGCAGUUCAGUUAAGAACUUAAGCAAAGUUUCCUCGUGAAAAUGUCUGCUUUCGUCUACAUAUAGAUAAAACAUAUGUACGUGACGUUUUCUGUGAAAGCCCGCUAAAUAAUAGAGGGUUUGGAUACGGCAUUCGGUUAUAAGGACAAUAUGGGAUGUCCCCUUGGUGUCCGUACUAACCGGGUUCCACUACUGUAGUGGCAAUCUGUACUGAAAUAGUUUGAACUGGUUUGUUGUUCUAUUCCCGGCAUGGAAUCGAACAGUGGAAUACAGCUGAACUAUAAAAAAAGAGGUCAAGAUUUAAGAAAAAAUGCAACGUACCUUUGCUAAAUUAUCAGGGUUGACAUAUCAGUUGAAAUUUUAGCUAAAUUGUACGUAAGUUUUCAACAUAACAUCAAAAACUGCCAUGAUCAAAGGCGAUUAUUACCGCAGAAUCUCGAAGGAAGCCGUAAAAGGGACUAAAUUACCUUGGGAAUUAAUUUACGUGUAACCGCAAAACCCACGGCUUUGUUAACGUGGGAAAUGCCUUUUACCAUAGUGUGUGUAACAUAGUCCGCUUUCAAUUCUUGAGGAGUUUUGUUUGUACAUAUUUUUCAGAAACUUUUGUGUUCGAUCGGGUGGGGCUGCAGAUCGAGAAAAUAAAGAAUGACUCAGCGAUGUUAAUGUUGUUGUUACAAUUUUCUUAUAGAUGUUUCUGACGAAGAAGCGCAAAUAAGCAAUAGAUCCAAAAGAAAUGUGUCUUUUUACACUCCUCCGCUUUCUGAGAGAACAAACGAUAUAGGUAUCAGUUUAUUUUAUUAUUAUUUUAAAUCAAUAUUUAUUCAGGGGCAUCCAAUUUAGCAGCGCUAGUUUAAAUGGAGCCCUGACACAACACAAAAAAAAGACAUUAAAACACUAAAACUAGACAAUUAAUUAAGUUACAAAGGCAACAUGUACCGCGGGCGUCACUGUUUGAAAUGGCGCUUUAGCUUGAUAGUAAAUUCACUGAGGGUCUCUACUUGUCUAAUGAUUCUCGGUAGGGUGUUGUAGGUCCGAGCACCGUUUAUUUUGAAGCUACCUUGGUAUUUAGUAGUUUAUUAUGUUAUAAUUAUUAAUGAUGCUUAAAUUUUAGCUCCUUAAUUGAGAAGUUGUAGGGCUUUAAAUCAUAGAUAAGAAAGAGCAUAUAGUAAAAGACUUUAAAGCGGAGAAACAGGAAAAAAAAAACUGUGUAAAGUCUUGUUCUCUUUGGAGUUGUCAGCCACAGAAAUGACCAAAAGCGAAGUUACCCGGGUGGGGUACUUCCUAUAAUGGCCUGUACGGGAAGGCUCCGCCCUAAAGGGGUACCCUUUUUAGGCUUCAGGUAUAUGCAUUUUAUGGCUAUGGAAAAGUCGAUAACGCGUUCUGGUGUUGUGGUUUAUUCAUAUUUUAAAGGACAGUGCAUUGAACUAGAUAUGUGAAAGGGGUACCACAGGUCAAUAGAAGGUAUACGAAAGGAGCUGAGUACCUUUACUGCCGAAAAUGGUAUAUAAAAGUUGGACCUCGGGGUGGAGCCUCCCCGUAUAAAGCUCUGUUGAGUAACCUCCCCCCCCCCCACCCAGGCUAAGCUAUCAAAGAUUAUAACUGAUAUUGUUCUUUUUCAUUAAUCAUUAUGUAUCGGAAAAGCCGAUAUGGUUAUUUAGAUAACAGAAAAUACUGGAGCUUAUCUCGCUUUUCUUUUCGGCUAUAGUAAAAGGUUGUGGUUUGUUUCACCGCUUUAUUCGAUAAAUAUCAGCUUUUCCCAUACAAAUUUUUGCAUUGUGUAACAAGCAACGCACACAACCAGGCCUAUUUACUUCUAAAUCGUAUUUAUUCGAUUCAUAACUCAGUCAAUUUAGAAAUCUCUCAUUUUUAUCUCCGUAGAAACUGCAAGUUACCAACCAGAGGUCACUGUUACUCUCCUUGAGAAUAAGGACCUUCCUAAAAUAUCAAAGCCUUGGAAAGAUUGUUUACUCCCAAUUGACAUGUUGUUACUUACUGUAGAGGACUGUGAAUUUCUGAGCUGCCUUUCGUAUUUGAAUUACAGUUUCUGGAAGAGCUGCUGCAAAGACCUUGGCUUCGUUUACUUCGGGGACAUUGGAGAAGGUGAAAUAAAGCUACGAACUGCUGUAAUGAAGUGCCACAGGGGUUCAAUCACGGCAGGAGGCUCUGCAGUCUCUGUAUUGGCGGCUGUCAGAGUCUUGAGGCCCAAAGCCGUGUUUCUAGUAGGUGUCUGCUAUAGCCUGAAAUCCAGUAAAGUCAAAUUAGGAGACGUGGUUAUUUCAGAGAAGUUAAUAACCUGUGUUCCAUCCAGUGAUGAGGUCGGCGACAAAGUUCCUUUGAAAUCCCUUCCUUUAAGGCUGAUCCCUAAUGCUGGAGAUGGUUGGGAAGCGCCUUUGAAAGAUCCCAAAGCACUUGAAGUGAAAAUACAUCGUGGCGAUUUUCUGAGUGUUCCAGGGGUGAUUGAUAACAAUGAAUGCUGCGAGACCCUCAUCAAGCGAUUUCCACAAGCAGUUGCUAUGGAAUUAGAAGGGCAA